AUGAGUCAUCCAUAAGAAAGAAUUUGUGAGUUUUCAGCUAAUUUAACUUCUCCUUUUGAAGUUGAAGGAUCUCUUUAUAUUGUUUCAUAAAAUGGUGAAAUAUUGAGCUUUAAAGACAACUAGUUAAAAAAUGAAUUCCAUUUUGCUGGUUAACCAUCAUCUUUAGUUAUUGAUUCAUCUGGAAAAAUGUUUUACUUAGCAGAUAUGGCCCAUUAAUCUAUUUUUGCUCGUAUCGUUAACGAAAAUGGAUAAGAAGAUAUUCAUGAAUUAAUAAAAGAAUAUGAAGGUUAACCUCUAUUAGGACCUCAUUCUUUAGCAAUUUCUGAGCAAUUAAAUAGUUUAAUAUUUACUGAUUCUGGUCCUUUUGGUGAAACCUCUAUUGAAAAUCCAAAGGGUAGUGUAUUUAUGAUAGAUUUAGAAGAUAAGUUUGUUCGUCCUCUAGCAUUAAACUGUUUAGCAUAUCCUAGUGGUCUUGCUCUUUCUACUGAUGAGAAAAUACUUUAUGUCUGUGAAACAUGCAAGAAUAGAGUACUCAGAUUUGUUUUAACUCCAUAAGGUAUUUUCUACUUCAGCGUUUUUGCUACUUUCUAAGGUAGAUUCGGUCCUAUUGCAUGUACUGUCAGUCCUUCUGAUUUAUUAUAUGUUGGUAGAUAUGAGUUUUCUUAACUUUCUGAUGAAGGUUUAAUUAGCGUAAUCAAUACUUAAAAUGGCUAAGUAGUUGAAAAUAUAACUCUUUUAGGUUCUCCUGAAAUAUCAGGUUUAGCUUUCUCUACAUAAAAGAGCAAUAUUCUUUAUGUUACUGAAAAUUCAUCUUAAAAAUCUUGUAUUAGAGUUUUAAUUUAAACUGAGGAAAAGGAAGAUAAAAAGGGAAUAAAAGGAGAGUUAAAUGCAUCUUUCAAGUGA
Tetrahymena thermophila SB210 is the source of this 903-nucleotide messenger RNA. RefSeq names its product SMP-30/gluconolaconase/LRE-like region protein. The transcript has 6 exons. The record is from RefSeq and is a predicted model, not a curated record. Lineage: Eukaryota; Ciliophora; Oligohymenophorea; Hymenostomatida; Tetrahymenidae.